Asterias rubens (European starfish) is the source of this 1086-nucleotide messenger RNA. RefSeq names its product mitochondrial import inner membrane translocase subunit Tim9-like. The transcript has 4 exons. The coding region runs from base 184 to 474 and encodes 96 amino acids. NCBI's taxonomy places the organism in Eukaryota, Metazoa, Echinodermata, Asteroidea, Forcipulatida, Asteriidae. The record is from RefSeq and is a predicted model, not a curated record.
GUCACACCGUCACAUGGUGGCGUUUUUAUGCAUGCUGCAAAUUCUGUUUUAGAGAGUGUUGGUUAUUGCUGGUGGUCCGCGAACGUGUGUACAAAGAUCUGUUUCAACUUGAAUACUGUACUCUGUCAAUAGUUGUGAAAUGAAUGGUAGUUGACGCUAAACAUUAUCACUUGACAAAUCACGAUGGCAUUUCUGCCAAAUCAACAACAGCAGCAGCAGCAGAUGCAAAUUAAGGAGUUUCGAGACUUCCUGUCCUCCUACAACCGCUUGACUGAAUCUUGCUUUGGAGAUUGCAUCAAAGAUUUCACAGGGAGGAAGCUUAUGGAUAAAGAGUCAAAGUGUGCAUCCAACUGUAUGGAGAAAUAUCUGAAGAUGACGUUGAGAGUUUCGCAACGCUUCCAGGAGUAUCAAGUCCAACAAAACGAAGGAUUAAUAGCAGCACAACAAAAAGCAAUGGCUGGGGCUGGACGGUAGCACAAGAAAAAGAGCUCAACGAUGAGGCUGGACCGGUCAGAGAGAUUUCAUGAAUAACUGUCUGGCAACAAUUUGGAUCAAAUGCACCAUUUGUACAGAUUGCCUUUGUUAGCGACUGGCAGACUUCAUUAUGAAGCUCCUGUUGGUUAUUUAAAAUACCUCACCAACAGAGGGCGCUAUCACACACAUAGACUGCUCUCAUUGACAAACCCCUGUGAGAGCAAUUUGUGUGUGAUGUUAGUUUGUGGAUCUGAGGUUGCCAGGGGUCAGAGCUGUCCAUGAUAGUACCCUCUUAAAUAUGGUAUACUGAUGUUUUAUAAGUUAAAGAAGAAUUGUUAAAUUUACAUUUUAGUUUGGUUUUACUCAAUGUUAUAUAGUGUGAAUGCAGAACCUCUAAAGCAGCAGCCUGUUGGCAACUAAGGGGUUCGAACCCCUUCUAGUCUUCAUUCUGAAAAGAUAUCUCAAUCAAAAGAUCCCUGAGACACUACUAAGAUGAAGAGAGCCCAGAAGAACAUUUGGCAAGAUUAAUAAUACUUCCUGUUUUUGUUAAUUACACAAAAUAAUUAUCAGCGUAAAACCUUACUUGAUAACGAGUAAUGGGGAGAGGUUGAU